AUGAAGAUUCUCCGCGAAGUCCCCAAAUUGCAGCACGACCGGCAAGUGAAUUCGCCUCUUGAGGACUGCGGCGACGAUGCCUUCUUCUUGGCCGGGGCCAACCAGACACUGACGGUGGGCGUUGCCGAUGGAGUUAGUAGCUGGGCGAGGUACGGCAUCAAUCCGGCACUCUUCGCCUGGGAGCUGAUGGUCCGCUGUGAGGGUGCGGCCAUGAGCGGGUCGCUGGAUGCCGGUGAGAUCUUAUCAGAAGGCUUCGAGACCGCGAUACGGGAGAAUGCCAGGCAGAUCGUGGGAAGCAGCACGGCCUGCAUCGCCUCGCUAGAUUGCAGCGCUGGGGAGUUGGAGGUGGCGAACCUCGGAGACAGCGGGGCUCUGGUGGUCCAACCAAACGGACACGUCUGCUUGGAGACGAAGGAGCAGCAGCACUAUUUCAACUGUCCGUAUCAGCUUGUCUGCGUGCCCCCUCGGCGAUCGGGAGGCUCUGCCAUGAGCAGCCAGGGGGAUCUGCCCGCCAGCAGCGAGAAAUAUGCCACGGAUGUGAGGCCAGGGGAUGUGUUGAUCUUGGCCACCGAUGGCUUCUUCGACAAUGUCUGGAAGGAGCAAGCCGUCAGUGUGGUGCUUUCCAUGGCCUCGGCACCGGCUGCAGAGAUUGCGGACCGCCUUGUGCGCGUGGCUUAUGCGGCCUCACAGUCGCUGAAUGAGACGCCUUUCGGCCGUGCGGCAGCGCAGCACGGCAUUCGCCGCCCGACCGGCAUUAAAGAAAGCCGAGAGAGCCAAAGCUGGGCUUCGGGUUUGGUGCUUUUGAAACUUUUGGUCGUUCUGGCGGAGAGUUGUGCGACGCAGUUGUGCGAUCAGUCCGGAGUUGGGAGCUUUGCGAUAAAGCUGUACGAGGUAUAG
Molecule: messenger RNA, 897 nt
Organism: Symbiodinium sp. CCMP2456
Lineage: Eukaryota; Dinophyceae; Suessiales; Symbiodiniaceae
Source: the annotation of a GenBank genome assembly